Molecule: messenger RNA, 988 nt
Organism: Melanaphis sacchari
Lineage: Eukaryota; Metazoa; Arthropoda; Insecta; Hemiptera; Aphididae
Product: copper homeostasis protein cutC homolog
Exons: 2
Coding region: 238-975 (245 amino acids)
Molecular function (GO): copper ion binding
Source: RefSeq, a predicted model, not a curated record
UAUGUUUUUUACACUGUAACGUUUUUUUUUUUAUUAAUUAUUAAUAAUUACACAGUUUAUUACUGAAUCGUAAAAGCGUUUUAACUUUAAAAUAUCCAGACUCUAUCGAGCAAUCCUACAGUGAGCAGUAAAUGAAAUGAGAUCACGUGUAAUGUAGUCGUGUAACUGUUUGGCCUGACCACAUCAAACGGCAUUAUAUCGAAUAAUUGCGUUCACCUACCAGCCACUUUAGACAAAAUGGAGAUCUGUGUUGAUAGUGUGGAAUCUGCUAUUAAUGCGUUUAAUGGAGGAGCUCAUAGAUUAGAGUUAUGCAGUGCAUUGAGUGAAGGAGGAUUAACACCAUCGCUAGGACUUUUAAAAACCUUGAAAACCAUUGUUUCAAUUCCUAUUUUUGUUAUGCUUCGACCAAAGUGUGGUUAUGAUUUCCAAUAUUCAGAUUUAGACAUUAGAGUUAUUCUUAAAGAUUGUACUUUAUUCAAAGAGGCUGGAGCUGAUGGAUUUGUAUUUGGUGCUCUUACAUCAACUGGCGAUAUUGAUAUUGCUACGUGUGCUUCAGUAAUUUUAACAGCUCAGCCAUUACCUGUUACAUUUCAUCGUGCAUUUGACGUAGCUACGCAAAAUCCAAUAAAAAUGGUACAAAAAAUAGCUGAUUUGGGUUUUAAACGUUUACUAACUAGUGGUAGAAGUCCUGUAGCAUUUGAUGGAAGAUGCUUAAUUAAAAUUUUGAUCGAAACAAUGAAAGAUCGUCUUAUUAUAAUCCCUGGAGCUGGUAUUCAAGUUGAAAAUCUAAAAGAAAUCUUGGUCACUACAUUAGCACAAGAAUUUCACGCAUCAGCAAAGGUUUUGAAACCAUAUUCAAGUAGAAAUAAUACAAAAUUGUAUUCAAUUUUUAAAGAAGACCCCAUUUAUAUCACAGACUGUGAUACUGUAAAAAAAUUACUUAAUAUUUAUAAAAAUAAUUUAAAAUUAGAAUGAUAAACAAGAUAAA